Onthophagus taurus is the source of this 1020-nucleotide messenger RNA. Its product is annotated as calcyphosin-like protein. Gene Ontology annotation, molecular function: calcium ion binding. The record is from RefSeq and is a predicted model, not a curated record. NCBI's taxonomy places the organism in Eukaryota, Metazoa, Arthropoda, Insecta, Coleoptera, Scarabaeidae.
CUCUUCUCUUAUCGCACCUAUUCGUAUCGACAAGUUAUAGAUAUUGUUUGUACAAUUAUUAGAUAAAUGCGAAACUUGUUCAAUUUUCCGGAAAAACUGUUGUCAUUGCUUGAACAAAUUGUCACGGCAACUGCGUACUAGCUACUUUACAUUGUUCCAUCAAUCGUUUAGAACAUCAAUUUCGCUUCAGUUCACUUCAGGAAGUCAAAGCAACAGUUUCGAAAUUAAAUUAUAAAAUGAGACCGCAAAGCGCAAUGUCCCGUCAAGAAUCCGAAUUGGCGAGUAAAAGUCGUCGAGAACUUGUAGCAGAAGGCUCGAAAGGAGAUCCCAUAAAAAGACUUCGACUUUUGUGUCUUUCAAGAGGCGCAACAGGAAUUUUGGGCUUAGGCCGACUUUUUAGAAACAUGGAUGACGAUGGUAACAAACAGUUAAAUUUCGAUGAAUUUUUAGUCGGUUUACGAGAGGUUGGAUUGGAAAUAACCGCCGAAGAGGCUAAAACGAUGUUCGAAAGUUUCGACAAAGAUAACAGUGGAGGUGUUAAUAUGGACGAAUUUUUGAUAGCAAUUAGACCUCCAAUGUCCGAGUCACGAAUUAAAGUAAUUCAAGAAGCAUUUAAAAAGAUGGAUAAAACUGGAGAUGGAGUAAUAACAAUAGACGAUUUAAAAAAUGUUUACAGCGUUAAAUUCCAUCCACGGUAUAUUUCAGGGGAAGAAACUGAGGAGUCGAUUCUAAAGAAAUUUUUGAAUAAUUUCGAAUUGAAUGGAACUCCAGAUGGAAAAGUAACUAAUGAAGAAUUUUUAAAUUACUACAGUGCAAUAAGCGCUUCGGUCGACAAUGAUUGUUAUUUUGACCUCAUGAUACGACAAGCUUAUAAAUUAUAAAAACGUACCUGCCAAGUAUUGAUUGUCCCGGUUUACCCCAAGUUUUCCGCUUUGUUUGCACCACUUGAAUUAAUAAUAUUGUGAAGAUACCAUUAUAUUAAAAGAAAUUAACAUAAUAAAAAAACGACGUCAAAUGAAA